Molecule: messenger RNA, 1157 nt
Organism: Beta vulgaris subsp. vulgaris (sugar beet)
Lineage: Eukaryota; Viridiplantae; Streptophyta; Magnoliopsida; Caryophyllales; Amaranthaceae
Product: transcription factor BEE 3
Exons: 6
Coding region: 141-914 (257 amino acids)
Biological process (GO): regulation of DNA-templated transcription
Cellular component (GO): nucleus
Molecular function (GO): protein dimerization activity; DNA-binding transcription factor activity
Source: RefSeq, a predicted model, not a curated record
ACAUCUGAAAGUGGACUGGGUUAAUCAUACACUUAUCAGACCAACCCCACUCUAUAAAUUGCCCAACUCUUUAACACACCCUUUCCAUUAUCCAAAACUAAUCUCUCUCUCUCUGUGCAAAAGAAAGAAAAAAGUUUCAAAUGGCAAAUUACACAGCAAACUCAAAUUUAUUCUGUUCUAAUAAUGCCCUCUCAUUUCUUGAUAAUGAUAUAAGUUGGGAAAUAACAAAUCCCUUCAUUAUGUUACAAAAUCCAAAUUUAGACUAUCAUAGUAUAUGUGAUCAUUUUUCAAUAGAUCAAACAUCUCAAGUUCAUGCAAAACAAUGUGAUUCAUCCGUUGUAUUAUCUGGGAAUGAAAGUAGUGAAACUACCAACAAAAGAAAAGUUGAAGAUUUGACAGAAAGCAGCACAGGCUCUUUAUAUUCAUCUCCUCCACCUAUUGUGUCUAAUGAUCGAGUUAGAAAAAAAACUAGCACAGGCAGAGGAAAGAAAAACAAAAGUAAUGAUAAGGUAGAAGGAAAUCCCAAAGAAGUGGUUCAUGUUAGAGCAAGGAGAGGCCAAGCAACUGAUAGUCAUAGUAUAGCUGAAAGGGUAAGAAGAGGAAAGAUUAAUGAGAGGCUUAGAUGUUUACAAGACAUAGUCCCAGGUUGCUACAAGACGAUGGGGAUGGCUGUAAUGUUAGAUGAGAUAAUUAAUUAUGUCCAGUCUUUGCAGAACCAAGUUGAUUUUCUUUCAAUGAAGCUCACAGCUGCAAGUCAAUUUCAUGAUUUUAAUACUGAGGCCGAGCCAAUGGAGAAAAAACAGAAGAUAAAGGGAUGCAACAAUGACGAAGCACAAGAUGUGGAAAGAAUGUUGAGCAGGGGAGGCUAUGAUCAAGCACUACCCAAUUUCUAUCAAUCAACAUGGCCCUUUUGACUUGGACUUUGGCUUCUUGCUACAAUUGCUUUGUGUUUGAUGACAUAUGAUCUAUCCUAUUCCCAUUGUCAUUUUUGUAACAAAAAGAAAGAGAGAUAUUACAUUCAUAAAAUUAUUUUUAGAAAAAGGACAUACUAGAUAAUUCUAAAGGUUUCGUUGUAAUUCAUUAAUUUCCCUAUCAAUAUUUGAAAGGGUUGUCAAAAUUUUAUUGGCUAAUCAAAAUGAUAGAAAGCUUACUGUCUA